Medioppia subpectinata is the source of this 462-nucleotide messenger RNA. The record is from the annotation of a GenBank genome assembly. Lineage: Eukaryota; Metazoa; Arthropoda; Arachnida; Sarcoptiformes; Oppiidae.
CGGUCGGUCUGUUUGCCCGAGCGAUCGACAAGAAUUAUGUCGAAAAUAAUAGCGUUAACAGCGAUAGUCAUAAAGAGCCCGAAAAUUCAAGCGAAACCAAUCCUAACAACACCUCCAAUGAAAACACUGAAAAUUGCGACAAAAGCGAAGAUAAGACUAAAGACGACUCUUCAGCUUCGGGCUCGACCUCCACUUUGAAGGACCACAACAUCCAAAACACACUCAAAGGACUGUCUGAGUUCGUGUCUUCACAUCAUCCCUCACAUCACACGACCGGAUGUCGAGUUGAGACAAUUCCAGAAGCUGUGAAUCCAUCGGAAAGUGCAAACAAUUUGACGAAUCAGUUGUCGGCCGAAUGGAACCAAAAUGAAAUGAAAUUGUUUUCGCGAGCGCUUGAGGUUUGCGGCAAGAAUUUCGGUGCAAUAAAGAAGGACUUCCUUCCCUGGAAAUCAGUGAAGAGUA